GCUUCCAUUCGAGAAUGGAAAUUGGCAAGGAAGGAGGGAAAAGGUCCAAUUUGCACCUCUGCUAUUUUAGGGGCGGUUGAAAUUGAGAGCCCAAGUGGACUGAUGCGCUCACUGAAGUGACCUCCGUUCUCCAAGACAGAAAACCUAGGUCCUCUGCUUGUGAAGUGGUUCGAGCUCUUGAGCAUGAGGCAUUAUUACAUAAAUUCAAGCUCGCACGGAUCCUUAGUACCCUGAGUUGCCUGAAGGGGGGAAUGGCACUGCCUGCGUGUGCAGCCCGGGGGCUCGGGCGGCCGCUGCAUCCGGAGCAAGGAGCGCCCGCCCGCACCACCUGUCCCCGCCAGCAUUCCAGAGUAGAGGCCGAACUGGCAGCCAGCCGGUCCGGGUCGGUCGCCGCCUCAGUCUGCGCGAGCCCUCCUAGGGGUGUGUCUCACGGAUUCAACUGCCGGCCGUUCCUGGACGAGCCCCUCCAAGCGUCUUCUUCCCUGGCGGGAGCUGUGCGCGCCCCGCUUUUCGCGCUGCUGUCCCGAGGCCGCCGCAAGCGGAUGCACGACCUCAGGAGACGCUGGGACCUGGGCUCCCUCUGCCGGGCCCUGCUCACUCGGGGCCUGGCCGCCCUGGGCCACUCGCUGAAGCACGUGCUCGGUGCAAUCUUCUCCAAGAUUUUCGGUCCCCUGGCCAGCGUCGGGAACAUGGAUGAGAAAUCCAACAAGCUGCUGCUGGCUUUGGUGAUGCUUUUCCUAUUUGCCGUGAUCGUCCUCCAAUACGUGUGCCCAGGCACAGAAUGCCAGCUCCUCCGCCUGCAGGCAUUCAGUUCCCCGGUGCCGGACCCGUACCGUUCGGAGGAUGAGAGUUCCGCUAGAUUCGUGCCCCGCUACAAUUUCAGCCGCGGCGACCUCUUGCGCAAGGUAGACUUCGACAUCAAGGGCGAUGACUUGAUCGUGUUCCUGCACAUCCAGAAGACCGGGGGCACCACUUUCGGCCGCCACCUGGUGCGCAACAUCCAGCUGGAGCAACCGUGCGAGUGCCGCGUGGGUCAGAAGAAAUGCACUUGCCACCGACCGGGUAAGCGGGAGACCUGGCUCUUCUCCAGGUUCUCCACGGGCUGGAGCUGCGGGCUGCACGCCGACUGGACUGAGCUCACUAGCUGCGUGCCGGCGGUAGUAGAUGGCAAGCGCGAUGCCAAGCUAAGACCUGCCAGGAACUUCCACUACAUCACCAUCCUCCGAGACCCGGUGUCCCGGUACCUGAGUGAGUGGAGGCAUGUCCAGAGAGGUGCGACCUGGAAAGCGUCCCUGCACGUGUGCGACGGGAGGCCCCCGACGUCGGAAGAGCUGCCCAGCUGCUACACUGGUGACGACUGGUCUGGCUGUCCUCUCAAGGAAUUCAUGGACUGCCCUUAUAAUCUCGCCAACAACCGCCAAGUGCGCAUGCUCUCCGAUUUGACUCUUGUCGGCUGCUACAACCUCUCUGUCAUGCCCGAAAAGCAAAGAAACAAGGUCCUUCUGGAAAGUGCCAAAGCAAAUCUGAAGCACAUGGCGUUUUUUGGCCUCACGGAGUUUCAGCGGAAGACUCAGUAUCUGUUUGAGAAGACCUUCAACAUGAACUUCAUCUCGCCGUUUACCCAGUAUAAUACCACUAGGGCGUCUAGCGUAGAGAUCAAUGAGGAAAUCCAAAAGCGUAUCGAGGGACUGAAUUUUCUGGAUAUGGAAUUGUACAGCUAUGCCAAAGAUCUCUUUCUGCAAAGGUAUCAGUUCAUGAGGCAGAAAGAGCAUCAGGAGGCCAGACGGAAGCGUCAGGAGCAGCGCAAAUUCCUGAAGGGAAGGUUCCUUCAGACCCAUUUUCAGAGCCACAAUCAGGGUCAGAGCCAGACUCCAAGUCAGAACGUGAGUCAGUAUGCGAAUGUGAAUGGCAGCCAGAGUCUGAUGCACACUCUGAUGCAGAAUGUGACUCAGAGCUCGAGUCAGAAGGAGGCCCGGGACAGCCCGAGGCAGACAGCAGGGCAGGGCCAGAACGACAGUGGCAGCUCCAGCAAUGGCACCAAUGACUACAUAGGAAGUGUAGAGAAAUGGCGUUAAUGGAGUCAGAGAGGCUUGGGCACACUUACCCCAAAGCGCCACUCAAAGAGGAAGGCAUAUGCCGAGAGGUGAAAGAGUCCACACACACCCUGCUUACUUAACUUGGGAAGAAGGAAACACAGAAACGAAACAAUAGUUUAGCUGUUGCCUUUACAGUUGCCUUUGAAUUCAGUGUUAUACUGUGCAUGAGUGGAACAGAUCUCAGUAUGCAAUUAAUUUGUUUUAAUUGGACUAUUUAUGAGACCCAAAAGUCAAACCAAAUUCACCAGAAAUUACUGUUUAGAUAUUUAAAGAAGUUCUUAAAUUAGUUACAGAGACAAAAUGAAAACAUCAAACAUGACCAUGUAACUUAUGGCUAAGAAAUGGAUUUUAAAUGAUUCAUGAUACACUUGUUAAAACCCAAUCUUAGAAGCAAAGUUCUUUCCCCCAAGGAUAAGCAUAAGUAUAAAACAAGUGACUGCAGAGAAACACGAAAUCACUCAUUUUGUUCUGAUUUUCACAAGGAAGCUAUUUAAGUAGGAUAGCAACUGAUGAUAAAUUUCACCAAAAUAUGUAGAAAAUGAAAAAUUCUUUUCCCUAUUAUGGGUAGUUUUAUAUAAAAAUUCUGGCUUUUCAAGAAAAGGAUUCCUACCUUGUAAUUUAAGAGAUGUUUAAAAUUUUAGACUUUUUCUACCUUCUACAGUAUAAAGGUUUUAAACAGGGUGUAUCUCAUCAAACAAAACACUUUUGUUUCCAAAUAGAAUACCAAUUGUAAAGAGCUACUUUCCAGAUGCUUCUAGGGCACUGUCAUCUUGAUGGUUCUGGAAUGUUCUUGGCGCUGCUUCUCAUUCAUUUUAAGGCUUCUCCCAGUUGGGCUCAUUCCAAACAUACUCAUGUAUAGAAUCUUUCUUCAUCAUCUAAAUGGUGUGUUGCUGAAUUUAUUGUGGUAUAUAAUAAUCCUGCAUUUAAAGUCAGGACUUUCUUUCUAGAAACUUGUCUUAUCAAUGUUUGUGUAGUAGGGUCCUUAUCAAGAAACUCUUCAACUGGAUAAUGUGUCUAAAAACAUUGCUGAAUUUAUUCUUAAAAUCAGAUAUAAUUGAACCCGAAUGUGAACUGUUCUUUACUUUUUGUACAUCUUUAUUGUAAUGUUUCUGGUUGGACUUGCUAUUUCCAGCCAUUUAGUUUUUUACGUUGACAUGUUUUAUAGAGAAUUACAAAUCAAAGGAUGAUAAAUAGUAGAAUGGAUAUUAGGGUAGCCAGAGGUCUUCAACAACUCCUCCUUGAUACUUCAGGUAAUUCUUUUACCAAAUUUUUCUUUAAGAAAGAACAAAAGUAAAAUGUAUCCUGACACGAAGUAUCAGGAACGUGAGUUAGAAGAGUGAUUUACUUAUUCAAGUCUGUGCAAAGAGACCACUUUUAUGGAUUACAAAUUGACCAAUGUAGAACGAAGUAUGUAACCCACUGUGCCAUCAAGCACAUGUCUGAUUCUGGCAGUUUCUAUUGUAUGUGUUUUGCUACAUUUUUGUGAGGACUUGGCUAUCAAUCAAACAAGGUGAUUGGGGGUGGCAUUUCUAUUUUCAGUAAGAACAGGCUUGGAAGUGUGACUGUAAUGUCACAUCUUGUCCCAUCUUCUCAUGUGCAUGAUCUAGUUUCAUCUGUAAUAAUAGGGCCACAAGCUAGACAAGAAAUAUUUGAAUUUAAAAUGUGUUUUCUUGACUUUGAGCUUGGAUUAUGACUUCCACCUUUUGUUUGGCCAACAGUAUCACAGUCCUGAGGAUUUUGCAACCUAAAAACCUGCAAGGAAAUUCUUUUUUUUUUUUUUUUAAAAAUAUGCCUUGAUGUCAAAGUGUUUUAGAGUGAAGCUAUUUUGUGUACACUGUGGUUUUAAACUAUGCUGUCGAGUACUUUGGUAUUUCAAUUCUGUUUGAGUUUUAACUGAAGGUGGUUGUUCGUCAAACUGACAGAUAGUGCUGGAAAGCAGGGUGAAGCCCAAGCCAGUGGAAGAGCUUGUUGCAGAAAAACCAUUUUGUGCUACUGCUGUGGUGUGCAUGGUUUGCAGAGGUACAGUACAUUUUCUGUGUCUGUGCUGAGUAUUGUAUAUAGGGGAUGAUCUAAAUACACAUCUUUGUCAUCAUCAUGUAAAUCCCAUGAUUUCAACUGUAAACUUCUGUCCAAUGAUGUAGCUUUACAAACCAUUCACUGAUUUUUUUGUGUAAUUUAACAAUAGAU
Molecule: messenger RNA, 4283 nt
Organism: Ochotona princeps (American pika)
Lineage: Eukaryota; Metazoa; Chordata; Mammalia; Lagomorpha; Ochotonidae
Gene: HS6ST2
Product: heparan sulfate 6-O-sulfotransferase 2
Exons: 3
Coding region: 252-2075 (607 amino acids)
Cellular component (GO): membrane
Molecular function (GO): heparan sulfate 6-sulfotransferase activity
Source: RefSeq, a predicted model, not a curated record